AUGCCGUCUAUGGCUGUGUGGUGGGAGGCAGGAAAUGAGCAAGAGGACAGAGGUAACGAGACAGGGUCUAAACAUGGUGAGUUCUGGGUGAUUGACUUCGGCUCUGCCAGCAUUUUCAGCGAGGUGCGCUACGUGAAGGAACCCUACAUCCAGUCUCGCUUCUACAGGGCCCCCGAGAUUCUGCUGGGCCUGCCCUUCUGUGAGAAGGUGGACGUGUGGUCACUGGGCUGCGUCAUGGCUGAGCUGCAUCUAGGCUGGCCCCUCUACCCGGGCAACAAUGAGUACGACCAAGUGCGUUAUAUCUGUGAGACCCAGGGCCUGCCCAAGCCACACCUGCUGCACGCUGCCCGCAAGGUCCACCAUUUCUUCAAGCGCAAUCCCCACCCAGAUCCCACCAACCCCUGGCAGCUCAAGUCGUCAGCUGAUUACCUGGCGGAGACCAAGGUUCGCCCCUUAGAGCGUCGCAAGUACAUGCUCAAGUCUUUAGAUCAGAUGGAGACGGUGAACGGCGGCGGGGCCAGCCGGCUGAGCUUUCAGGACCGCGAAGCGGUGGCUGAGCUGGCCGACCUCAGGAGCAUGGUGGAGCUCAUCAAGCGCAUGCUCACGUGGGAAUCCCACGAGCGCAUCAGCCCCAGCGCCGCCCUGCGCCACCCCUUCGUUUCCAUGCAGCAGCUGCGCAGCGCCCACGAGACCACGCGCUACUACCAGCUGUCCCUGCGCAGCUGCCGCCUGUCCCUGCAGGUGGAGGGCAAGGCCCCCCCGGCCAUGGUGGCCACCGCUGAAGAUGGGGCCCCUUAUUACCGGCUGGCCGAGGAAGAGGAAGCCGUGGGCAUGGGUACCGGGCCCUUCUUCUGGGAUGAGAAGGCACCGGGCAUGCAAAGAGCCAUCGAUCAGCUGGAUGACCUGAGCCUCCAGGAGGCAGGGCAAGGUCUGUGGAGCGAGGCCCGGGCUGACACGGUCUCUGACAUGCUCACUCCACUCAAAGCAGCCACCGCUGGCCGCAGGGUCCCUGACUCAGGUCCGGAGCCCAUUCUGGCCUUUUAUGGCAGCCGUCUGACCGGUCGCCAUAAGGUCCGGAAGCCACCCAUGGGCUCCAAGUCCAACUCCAACUUCAGCAAUCUGAUCCGGUUGAGCCAGGCCUCCCCCGAGGACGACGGGCCCUGCCGGGGCAAUGGCUGGGAAGAAGGAGAAGGCCGAGGGGCUUCCGUAGAGCUGCCCACCAUCCCGCAGAGGGACGGGGACGGGCCCAGUAUCAAGGACAUGACGAUGGAUGCUGAGAGGUCUGGGCCUGAGCUCUUUGAGCCCAGCAGCUGUCCUGGCGAGUGGCUGAGUGAGCCAGAGUGGACCCUGGAGAGCGUGCGGGGAUCGCGGGCUCAGGGGCUCCCACCCCGGCACCCCCACCCGCAUCCUCACGGCCCACCCCGCGCUACCACUUUCCUGCAGCACGUCGGCGGGCACCACUGA
Molecule: messenger RNA, 1464 nt
Organism: Dipodomys ordii (Ord's kangaroo rat)
Lineage: Eukaryota; Metazoa; Chordata; Mammalia; Rodentia; Heteromyidae
Gene: Hipk4
Product: homeodomain interacting protein kinase 4
Exons: 4
Coding region: 1-1464 (487 amino acids)
Biological process (GO): peptidyl-threonine phosphorylation; peptidyl-serine phosphorylation
Cellular component (GO): nucleus; cytoplasm
Molecular function (GO): protein tyrosine kinase activity; ATP binding; protein serine/threonine kinase activity
Source: RefSeq, a predicted model, not a curated record